GUCAGAAGUCACGAAGAUUUAAAAAUAACAUACCAUGUGGGAUUUUGACUUUCAAAGAACGUGUGAGAACUGAAAUGUAAAAAAGAAAGAAUUCGCAUUCAUUGAUAUUGAAUUCCUACCAUGGAUUACGUGGUUGGAAGUGUUGCAGCAUUAAUAUCAGGAAACGUGACGCCAAGUCGUCCUAAAAUAGUGAAAAGGGCUCUUACACCAACGAAACAUCCACAAUCUCCUAACGUUACUCCGAAGAGUGAACUUGUAGACGAUAGAUCUAUUUUCCUGUCACCAUCUGUUCAGAAAAAGAAAGCUAUUGUUAAGAAAUCGCCGAAAAGAAUCUUUCAAAAUCCAGACGUUGACACCACAUUGAAUGAAAGCAACAAUAGUUUGACCAGCCCAGUUGUAGACAAAGUUAAAAAGCAUUUAAACGAACAAUUAGAGACAGAAGAUACCCAGACGGUAAAUAUGACUAAGGCUAUGUCACCGAAAAAUAAACAUAAUAAAUUAAAAGAAUCUGUCACACCGGCAAAGGAAUCUGAAGAGAUUAAAGUUGAUAACGUACAACAAACCGAUGGAAAUACACUAAAGAAGAAAAAGCGCAAAUCUAUCCAAACUGAACCCACAGUCGAUUCUAAACAAGAUGCAGAAAAUGUAAGUGAUAGUAUAAAUCAAGAAGAUUCAAAUAAAAAGUCUCCAAUGAAAAGAAAGCGAUCUAAAUCAACACAUGAGGAAACGAUUGAAGAAGAUAAAGAGAAUCUGAAAGUGACUGAAAACAGUGACAAGGCUGAUGAAAUUGAAAAAAACUCUGACAACACCACUUCUAAAAAGAAGAAGAAAAACAAAAACAAAAAGAAGAAACUAAAUAACAAUCAUGAAGAACAAGAAUCAAUUACAUCGGAAGUUAACAAACCGGACACUGAAAAUAAUGACACAGGCGCAAAGAAAUUGAAAUCCAAGAAGAAAUCGAAAAAAAACAAUCAAGCAGAUACAAAUCAAGAAGAGGAAGUGAAAGUAAAUCCAAAUGCAAUAACAAGCCAAGAGACUGAUUCCGAACAUGAAUCUGACGAUGAUAUACAGUCUGAGGAUGAAAAUAAGGAAGCCCUUGAAGUUGCUCCGGAAGAAAGCUCAGAUGAAGAAGAAGACGCCACAACAAAUAAAAAAGAAAAUCAGAAGGCAAAAUCUGAUGAACCUAAAGAAAAACAUGCAGUCACAGAGGAUGAAAUCAAAAGGACACUGUUUGUUGGCAAUGUGCCAUUCAGCAAGAAGUGUAAGAAGGAGGUGAAGAAGCUGUUCAGUAAAUAUGGUGACAUUGAAACUGUUAGAAUUCGUACAGUACCAGUGAAAGACGCAACCGUGACGCCCAAACUAGCUGUGAUAAAAAAUGAGUUGCAUCCAGAAAGGACCACCGUUAAUGUGUAUAUAAAGUACAAACAUGCCGAUUCAGUUGAUCAGGCACUAUCAGCUAACAACACAUUGAUGAACGAGCACCAUUUGCGAGUAUCCAGGAGUGACACCAGCGGCUCAGCGCACGACCCCAAGUGCUCGGUGUUUGUCGGCAACAUUCCCUUUGCCCUAGAGGACGAAGCGCUAAGGGCGAAGUUCCAAGGUUGCGGGGAGAUCGAGUCGGUCAGGAUUGUGAGGGACAGGAAGACUAAUGCGGGGAAAGGUUUCGGUUAUGUAAACUUCGCGUCCAAAGAUGGCGUUGAACUCGCGCUGGCAUUGACAGAAGAAGAUCUGACUAUAAAAAACAGGAUAAUGAGGGUCAAGCGAUGCACGCAAAACCCGAAUAGUGGCAAGAAAGGGUUCAAUGAUCGUGGAAAAGGACAAAAUGGGCCUAAUAUGCGCGGAAAUGGUCCUAAUGGGCGCGGAAAUGGACCAGUUGGGCGUGGAAAUGGGCCCAAUAUGCGUGGUAACGGACCGAACGGGCGCGGAAACGGACCCAACGGGCGUGGAAACGGACCCAACGGGCGUGGAAAUUGGUCGAAUCCGCGCGGUAAUUAUGGUGAUAUGUCGAAUCCUCGACAGUUUGACAACAAUGCGAGCGGUGGGGAAGAGACCGGAGCGUUCAGACGCAUCAUGAAUAAGAGGAAAUUUCAGGAGGGAGGUGAGGGCCCUCCCAACAAGAUGGGUAGGAUCAACCAGCCGAACAGAGAGAAGAAACCAAGGAGAGAAUUCGUCGGCUUAACUAGCGAAAAGAAAAAGAAGCAAAAGUUUAACAAAGGACAGAAGAAAAAGAAAGCUUUAAGUGAAAUUCUAACGAAAUAGUGAUUCUCGUUCACAUUUAUAAUAAAUGUGCAUAAGUUAUUUUUGGAAAUAAACUUGUUAUAUAAA
Messenger RNA from Zerene cesonia (dogface butterfly), 2325 nucleotides. RefSeq names its product nucleolar protein 12. The transcript is spliced from 7 exons. Lineage: Eukaryota; Metazoa; Arthropoda; Insecta; Lepidoptera; Pieridae. Bases 121 to 2259 code for a protein of 712 amino acids. Gene Ontology annotation, molecular function: RNA binding. The record is from RefSeq and is a predicted model, not a curated record.